Lactuca sativa (garden lettuce) is the source of this 762-nucleotide messenger RNA. RefSeq lists its product as uncharacterized. Lineage: Eukaryota; Viridiplantae; Streptophyta; Magnoliopsida; Asterales; Asteraceae. The record is from RefSeq and is a predicted model, not a curated record.
AAAAUGCGUAUUUAAAAAAGGAUUAUAAAAGGGCGACGACUGUAGAAAGAAACCAUUGCUUCUUCAUCUUCUCCAAAACCAGUCCUCUCUCUCUCUCUCUCUGAUCAACAGUUUAGAGAUGGGGAAUUGUCAAGCAGUAGAUGCAGCUGCUUUAGUUAUACAACAUCCAUCAGGGAAGAUAGAGAGGAUGUAUUCGUCUGCAAGUGCUAGUGAGAUCAUGAAGAUGAAUCCAGGACAUUAUGUUUCUCUUAUAAUUCCCUUGCCUGGUGCCGAAACCCUAGAUAACUCCGGGAAUAAAACCGUUAAGUUCACCAGAGUUAAGCUUCUCCGGCCAACUGAUACACUUGUUCUAGGUCGCGCUUAUCGCCUCGUUACCUCUCAUGAAGUUAUGAAGGUAUUGAGAGCGAAAAGACAAGCGAAGAUGAAGAAGGAGCUGCCGGAAUCAAUGGCGGAAAAGGAAAAGGAUAACGAAGAAACAAGUUCCGAAAUGGAGAACUCAAGCGAGGUGACACAUGAAAGAAGAUACAGACAAAGGUCUGGAUCGUUUUCGAGGUCAAAAUCAUGGCGUCCUUCAUUGAAGAGUAUCUCCGAAGCUGCUAGCUAAUAGUUAAUCUAUGCUUCUAUGGCUUUCUAUUUCGAUCAACAAGAUCAAAUAAUGCAUCUGUAUAGUUCAGAAAAAAAAAAAUACGAGCAAUGACGCUAACCCAGAUAUGUAUUAAUUUUGAAGAAUAUAUAUAUUAGUAUGGAGUUCAAAGUUGCCUC